AUGUCCCGAUCCCGCCGACCCGAAACAACCCCGCAACUAGCAUCCACAACCGAAACAGAAACGUCCCGAGAAUCCUCCGCCACACCCGGAUUCGGAUUCGGAUUCCCACAAACCCUCCGACUACGAGGCGACGACACAUCCACAUCUACAUCUACACCCAGUGCAAACGUUGAUCCCUCACAAUCUGAAAACCGCCGCAUCAGAUGGAGCGAAGAUGUCGUUGAUAAUGAGGGGAUGGGGAAGAAGAGUUCGAAAGUAUGCUGCAUAUACCACAAAGCCCGCCCCAUCGGCGAAAGCAGUUCCGAAGAAUCCUCCUCCUCCUCCUCCAGCGGUAGCGACAGCGAGAGUGAAAAUGAGGCCGAUCGGCGCCGAUUAGCCGCGAAUCGUGCUCGGGGAGGAGGCCUGCCGGAGAUGGACACGAUCAUGGACAUGGACAUGAGCAUGAGCAUGGGCAUGACUCCGACGCCGAUUCAUCUUGCGAAAACCACCAGCACCAACCAGCCAAACGAAAGGCCAAUAAGCCUAGAAGAAAACCCAGUCCGAAUGCUUAUGAGAAAAUGCCUAAACCUUCGAAUAAACCAUCCGCACCUGUGCAGGGUUCUUGAUUUGGAGAUUGGAUGUUGA
Molecule: messenger RNA, 624 nt
Organism: Penicillium cosmopolitanum
Lineage: Eukaryota; Fungi; Ascomycota; Eurotiomycetes; Eurotiales; Aspergillaceae
Product: PPP1R11/YPI1 family protein
Exons: 2
Coding region: 1-624 (207 amino acids)
Cellular component (GO): nucleus
Molecular function (GO): protein phosphatase 1 binding; protein serine/threonine phosphatase inhibitor activity
Source: RefSeq, a predicted model, not a curated record